AUGGCCACCUUGCCUGAGCGCGUUGUAAAACUCGAAGCGGCAGUGGGUUCUUCCACCACCGGGUCGUUGAUGACUCGAGUGCAGCACUUGGAGGUUUGCUGCUUGGGAUCCACGGCUGCCGGGCCGUUGCCGCAGCGCCUCGACAAGUUGGAAGAGGCCGCUGGCUGCACCGCAGGGGACGGGGCUGCCGUUGCGGUGGAGGCGGCGCCUGCACCGGUGAAAGAUGGGGCGCCUGCAGCACCGGAGGUGGCGGAUGCAGCAGCUUCGAACCAGGUGGAUCAACCCGAGGUCUUUGCCCUUCCAGCCGCCAAGCGCCGUCGGUGCAAGGAGCUACGCCAGGAGGGUGGCUAUCAACUUGAAGCCAAUGCGGGGUCAGUGGCUCCAAACCCCAAGGCCUUCAAGGUCCAUCCUCUCAGAGAAGAGCAGCUGAGAUCAUUGGCAUGGAUGUAUUCACGAGAGGCUUGCAGAGACGGCUUCAAGGGCGGCAUGUUGGCAGAUAAGAUGGGCUAUGGCAAAACAGCCACCACCAUUGGGAUGCUAUCUGAGAAGCCGGGCCAAGUGCCAGAUGAGCGGCCAAGUGGGUACAUUAGGAAUCCAGCAACAUUGAUCUUGUGUCCCCCUCACUUGGUCGAGCAGUGGGAAGACGAAUUCUUCAAGUUUCUGGGUGACGAGGUGCAGCUGGUUCGCCCCACUCCGGCUUCCACAGUAAAGGACAGGAAGCGUGUGGCAAUUCAGCCGAUCCAGUUCAACGGCUCCUGGCCCUUCAGCGUAGCUGGCCGGGCGAUUUCCGAGCUCAAAGCAAGUAUGCAUCGUCAACAAGCCAAGGUCAAAGAGGAGAAACGUUUGCAAGUGGGCGACUACGUCUACAGCAUGACCAUAAAACUAGCGGAAGGGGAGUAUUUUGUGAGAGAUCCUUUCGGCCGAGAAGAGUUGUCACAAACGGUGUCUUUCAACAGCAGACACCACCGAAUUGAUGUGCAAGGUUUUCUUGAUGAGAACAGUCGAGCGGGAUGCACCUUGCACAUUGUUGUAGAGAGGGAGAAAACCCUUCGUAUGGAGCCUUCUCGAGGUGAGGGUCCUUUUCGCAUUCUGACCAUGGCCACCAACAGUGACUGGGUACGUUUGAAGCUAGGAGAUUUGCUGUCCUUCAAUGUAGUCCUGGUGUCCACUGGCAUCCUCGGCUGCCAACAACACAUGGAUCGUCUCAGAGACACACUCAACCAUUGGCUUCGUGAAGAAUACGGCAAUGUCUCGGGCAGAUUAAUGAGUGUCCGACAGAAAAGGCUACACGAAUGCGUUGACAAAUGGCAUCAGAAGGAUUGCUUUUUGAAGGCUGCUUUGCGAUCGAGCCCUGCGUUGUUGGAGACAAUGUGGUGGAACAGGAUUGUGCUAGAUGAGUUCCAUGAGUCGGAGUCCUGGGUCACCCGGGUUCGCGACGUGAUGAAAUCCCUGGGAGCCACGCACCGCUGGGGUCUCUCGGGAACUCCACCGUUGGAUACCACAGAUGCAGUCCUGGAAGUGGCCGAGCUGUUGUGGUAUGCCACAGAUGCGACCGCGCCCUUCAUGAGUGAAGCAUUGAAGCAUAGGAAAUCCCAGAAACAGGAGGCAAAGAUUUGGCUGGCAGAUGAGGAGAACAAGAAGAAGCUGCAUGACGAAUGUCAAGCAAUGAUCCGCGACGUGGUGCGGCAAAACAGCUCCCAGCUGGUGGAGGCCAUCACAGUGCAAGAGCACGAGGAGUUCGUGCAGUUCAGUGUUGAAGAGCGAUUCAUCUAUCGACAAGCUUGCCACGAUCACGACAUGUUUGACGAGCAGCUGGCCUAUGAGGGUGCCAAUGUCAGCACCCGGGAGGCUUUGCUGAAGAGAUGUGCUCACUUUUGCCUGGACAUGGAUGCUGAGGAUGCUGGUGAAGCCGUUCGGUUCCUUGGACGUGACAAGCGUGCGCACAUCGAACACCUGCGUCAACAACUGAAGCUGGAAGCGUCCAGAGCGGCACACCUCUCCAUUUGGGAAAGUGCCAAGCAUAGCCUCUUGGCACACAAAGCACAGCAUGCAGAGGCCGAGAAAUUCAUUCACGAAGUGUACAGGACCAGUGAACAGGUUUGGAAAGAGAAAGAUCCAGAGAAGAAAAGCUUCGAGAUGCAGAUCGAACUCUACGACAAGGACGGCUUCCUCCGCAUCCGUCCGGAAGUGCGCUUCAAGCAGCCUCUUCGAGAUGACCAGGUCUACCCGCGUUUGAAUUUUCGACAUGUGGUUCAGCAUGCCGUGGCUCGCAGAUGUGUGCCGCGUGCUGAUCAGAUCCUAUCAGAACUGCAGGUGUGUUCUCAGAUUUGUUGCCGCGAUCCUCAGCAUUUGCCGGUGGUCAUGUCUGUUGGCCUCCAAGUCUUAGCAGUUUCUUUGGACACAGCCCAUCGAAGCAUGGAUUUCUAUACUGGACAAAUGCGUGGCUUAUCGGAUAUGGAGACUCUUCGCAAUGAGCAAUGCUCGGUGUGCUUGACGCCCAAGGAUGACCUUGCAGCUUUGGUGAUGCUGCCGUGCUCGCACAUCUUCCAUCGGGAUUGCGUUCGCUCGGCAUUGGAGACAAACCCGAAGUGCCCAUAUUGCCGUGCCCACGCGCCCAAAAAAUCUAUGUCCUCGGUUUUGCUUGAGGUGGAAGUGGCAACCUCCGCGGCUGAGCCACUGCCGGCGGAACUGCGGUCGCACGGCUCCAAGCUGCUGGCGGUGGCUCGGCGCCUGCAGAAGAUCCGCGCCGAGGAUGCCAAGGCGAAGGCCAUCGUCUUCGUGCAGCGGCAGGAGCUCGAGAACAAGGUGGCCCAAGCACUCCAGGGCCAUGGUCUUCCAGUCCUUCAAUUGCCACGUGCAAAGAAUGCUGGACGAGAGAUGGCCGCAGUGAUGAAGUCGUUCACGACCUCUGAGGAGGCCUUUGUUCUGUUGCUGUCCCUGGAGCACGCGGCUUCUGGUUCCAACCUGACGGCUGCCAAUCAUGUGAUCUUCGUCCAUCCGAUGAAUGCCGAUACCUUGAGCUCUGCAGUGGCCUACGAGCGCCAGGCUUUGGCUCGUGUUCGGCGGGUUGGCCAGGAACGUGCAGAGGUUCACGUCUGGCGCUUCGUGACUCGCGAGACCGUGGAAGAGCACAUGCACCAGUUGCAUUGCCGAGCGAAUCCACCAGAUCAAGCUCGAGCUGGUGGUGCGUGA
Molecule: messenger RNA, 3192 nt
Organism: Cladocopium goreaui
Lineage: Eukaryota; Dinophyceae; Suessiales; Symbiodiniaceae
Source: the annotation of a GenBank genome assembly